AUGGAGAAUGGGCGAGCAGCGCCGGACCUGACAGCGUCGCCCGGCCGAGCCCCGGCCGGGCUACCGCAGCCGGCGCGCGCGAACCACGCGCCGCCUUGCGUGCUGCAGCCAGACUUUAGGAAGGUAUCAGGUGUGAGCAAUGAAAUAUUCAGACAGAUUGAAAUGGUUGAAAACGAUCACGACGCUACUACUGCCGCGGCGCUCGAGGCGGUCGAACGCCGCGGAGAAAUGAUUGUUCGGAUCCUCGAGUUGAGACAAGUGGGACGGAACAAUAUUGAAGCCGCCAAGAAGUUUUUCUCAUUACAGGAUUCGCGACACAUAGUCCAACUAGUAGAGAUCGUGAAGCGUCCAGGUCAGACCCUGGGCUUAUACAUUCGAGAAGGCGACGGCGGUGCUAGAACGGACGGGGUGUUCAUAUCUCGGAUAGCGUUAGAAUCCGCUGUCUAUAACAGUGGCUGCCUCAAGGUCGGAGACGAGAUCCUGGCUGUCAAUCUGGUUGAUGUCAGACGAAUGUCCUUGGAUGAUGUUGUGAUCAUCAUGUCGAUACCUAGACGUCUCCUCUUGUGCACUCGACAGCGGAAAGGUAAAUCCGGCCCUGGAUCUCCAUCCCUUCCUCGCGCUGAACACAAACCUCCUCCAGUUGUUGUGUUGAAGCGAGAUUGCCGUGAUGACGACGACAGAGAUCGAGAUAGAGUGGAUGGACUAUAUUCCCAACAUGGAACUCUUCGAUCGACGGGAGCCGGCGGAGGAGUACGUCCAGUGGGUGACGGACGUGAAGAGAGAAGUCGUUUGCAGCUCGGUGCUCUGUCACCAGAUUCCACUCCACUUGACUUGUACUACAAUUCGAGACCUCCAUCAGAUCAUUCCACUUGGAGCUAUCGUCCACCACCACCUGUUAUCACAGAACAGCCGAAACCCACUGCCACUCAUUUUGUACCAUAUGAGAGAUCAUACCCUAACACUUUGGAGAGUUUAGCAGAAAAGGUGCAUGCCUUCUAUCCAGGGGAAGGUGGAAGCAUCAGGUUCGGUGGAAGAGUUCCUAGAUCAGGCUCGGAACAACAGCUUCCUCGAGCAGAGACUCAUUCAGACUUCGGCAGACAUUCACUGCUUAGAUCUAGUUUGAAAGCCUCUGCAGCUACUGGAGCAGCUGGUGCUUCCAGUCUAUCCAGAUACAGUCAACGGUACGGUGGCGUAGGCAUGCCUGGUCUUCCUAGCUCCGGACUUUCAAGUACAGGACUCUCAGGAGCCGGUUUAGGUCCUGGUCUUCCUUCAGGUCUAUCUUCCACGGGGCUUAGUGGGCUAACAGGAUCCAGUUUAGUUGGCACGGGAUUGAGUAGCGGAAUUGGAACUGGAUUAUCCGGGUCCGGAUUAAGUUCAACCCUUGGUGGAUACGGCACUACGGGCUUGGGAAUGUCUUCCUAUGGAAGCAAGUUUGGCACGUCAAGAAGGAAUCGAAGCUUAGAUUACUCAUCGGAUACAGAAGCUACAGCCCCGACUCGCACUCCAUAUUAUUCUGGUUUAAGUGGGUACAGAAGUAGUACUCUGGGGAGGGACAUCAGCUCAAAGUUUAAUUCGCUGCCAAGAGAUGUAAGAGGAACGGGACAAAGAUUAGGGUUAUCGCGACGAGCUGGAAGUGUGCUUCAAGAUGAACCGGAACCUUUGUCUUCGCGUUUAGAUCUUCGUUCUUCCAGAGGUCGUUUACCGUCUUCACCAUCAGUGUUCACAUCGGACGAGUACCGAGCAUGGCUGUCACGGGCACCCUCCACUAGCGCCCUCUACGAAAGUCUUCGACCGCGACUUCCUACUCACUAUUCUGCAGAGAACAUUCAUGAUGCACUUAAAAAUAUGGAAACGGGCAGUCGUUUUGGAUCAACAUUGGGACUAGCUGGUCGCCGCAUGGAGAGGCCCCGGCACUUGCCGGCUCGUUCAUUGUCCUCACAACAAUUAGGCCCCACAGCAAGUGGAUCACCAUCGGCUCGACGUGUCAGGCAGCUGCUAGAAUUAGGAUCUAAAUUCAACUGUCCUAAUCCAAGUCCUGUGCCUACGCCCGGAUCACGGCAUCAGCGACACCUUGAUAUUAAUCCCAACGAGUUUCUAAAAUACAAGAUCGAAAAGCCGGGCUCGGGUGGUCUAUCAACAUCUAUGACUGGGUUAUCUCGUAUUUCUGGAGGCGUCUCCGGAAUGCUGUGGGUACACUUACUUGCGGGUAGGGGAUUGAGACCUGUCCCUUCUGGGUCUUCGCCGGGGUCACCACCAUCCGGACCGUUAGCACCCCCACAACCACCAGUAGCACCGAGGGACUUGUACUGUGUCCUAGAAUGCGAUAGAGUACACAAAGCUCGCACCGUCCGUACUGGAGAGCUGCAAUUCGAUUGGGACGAAUCAUUCGAGCUGGAACUAGUGGAUAAUAGACAGCUGGAUGUGCUAGUGUACUCAUGGGAUCCACAGCACAGGCACAAGCUAUGUUAUCGAGGUGCUGUUACUCUUCCAGAUCUAUUAGCUAGGUCUCCAUCACACCAACUGGCAAUCAGGAUGGAGCCACGCGGGACCCUCUACGUUAGAGUUCGUCACACUGAACCGCAUGAGCUGUUCCGGCGUCGUCCAGCACCAUCUCGUCUGUCACCACCACCGUUGUUCGGUGCUGAACUGGACCAAGUGGUAGCUAGAGAAGUGAGGCCAUCUCACGCUCCACCCGUACCGAUGAUUGUAAGACGUUGUGUUGAAGAGAUUGAGAGGCGUGGUCUAGACAUAAUAGGUCUCUAUCGGCUUUGCGGAUCGGCAGCUAAAAAACGAAUCUUGCGUGAAGCUUUCGAGCGGAACGCGCGCGGGGUCGAAUUGACCCCCGACUCGGUUCCCGACAUCAAUGUGAUCACGGGAGUCCUAAAGGACUACUUGAGGGAGCUGCCUCAACCGCUUUUCAGUCGCUGUCUGUUCCAGAUGACACUGGAUGCUUUAGGCGUUUGCCUGCCAGACGACAAAGAAGGCAAUGCUCGUCUCAUGGCAUCCAUAGUCGAAUGUCUUCCUCGAGCAGCACGAGCUACACUUGUAUUCCUACUAGACCAUUUGGCCCUGGUCGUCGCUGCUCAAGACAGGAACAAAAUGUCCCCACAACACUUAGCCGUGGCCUUAGCUCCACCGCUGAUGCUGCAGUCGCAACCACCAUCAGAGAUGGACUAUCAGCGGCCGAUACAUGUAUUACAAUGUCUGCUACAGAUCUGGCCAGCGCCUAAACGUUCAGUUCGGCGCGGCGAGCCAGCACUCGGGCCGCGUGGAAACAGAGUCAGUGCGUCGCAAGUGGCCUCAGCCACCCUCCCCCCAGGCCGAGCUCCGCCCUCAGUCAGUCCAUAUCGGCAUCAAGUGGGAGCAUCAGCAGCAUCUCCGCAGCCAGCUCUCUCGGCUCGGCCCGGGGUCGACCGCUCGCCGCCCGCACAUGUUCUCUCAUCAGCCAGGGCCGGCCAAUAUCGUCCGCAGUCGCCGCUGCGAGGCCCUCUGCCCGCUCCACCUCGCUCCCGCCAAGUGACGGUCUCCUCUCCAGGUUCACCCAGUAGCAGUUCCGGUAGCCACAGUCCGGCCGAUACUAUCAAGCACGGGGGCUCCGUCUCCUCCAUUCUGAGACAGCCGGAACGGGGCUCGCCCAGGAACUCACCGCGUCAGUCCCCGCGAGCCUCACCGAGAGACUCGCCACGUGGAACACCGCGGGAGUUGACACCGAGGGAGACCACCCCUCGGGAGCCCGGUUCUCGUGAGUCCCCCCGCUCCGCGAUCCCCGGCACCUCCGCCGGUCUCGCCGUGACCUUGAACUCCACCGGUAGCGUCAGCCCGCGCUACAGCUCCACCAAUCCCUUCCUACAGCAGUACGACGCGGAAGAGGAGGCCGAGGCCUGGCGCGCCGCCGACAUAUUCUCCGCAUCCACGCACACAUAG
Molecule: messenger RNA, 3924 nt
Organism: Leptosia nina
Lineage: Eukaryota; Metazoa; Arthropoda; Insecta; Lepidoptera; Pieridae
Source: the annotation of a GenBank genome assembly